AUGUAUAAGCCCAUCAAUAGUACAUCAGUUACUCUAAUCCCUAAAGUUAAAAAUCCAGCUUUGAUUAAAGAAUACAGACCAAUCUCUUAUUGUUCCACCCGUUACAAGAUUAUUUCAAAGAUGCUAACAAGUAGACUGUUACAAGUGAUGGAUACACUGGUAGAUGGUAUCCAAAUAACUAUUGUCCCUGGCAGAGUAGUGACAUAUGUCAAGGGGACCCUUCUUAGCCAUGGGUUGAUAAAGGGAUACAGAAGAAAAGGGGUGAGACAAGGGGGCCCUAUAUAUGUCCCUCUGUUAUUUCUCUUGGCAAUGGAGUACUUAACAAGGGUGCUGAAAACUCUAAAAGAUCAGCAUGAUUUUAAUUACCAUCCUAGAUGUGAGAAACUGAAUAUCAUCCCACUAAGUUUUGCUGAUGGCCUACUCUUGUUUUGUAGAGGAGAUACAAUGUCCAUACACAUAUUGUAUGAUUGUUUCCAGGAUUUUUCAAAAGUAUCAGGACUUAUUCUCAACCAGAGCAAAAGAUGUGUAUAUUUUGCAGGAGUCCCAGUAGACAUUCAACAAGAGAUUCUUCAGAAGUUAGGUUUCAGAGUGGAUGAGCUAUCAUUUCGAUAUCAUGGGAUAUUCCCUCUACCAAAGAAAGUCAUCCAAACAGUUGAAGCCAUAUGUAUAAGAUUCCUAUGGAUAGGUGAUGCUGCAACAAAUAAGAAAGCUUUGGUGGCAUGA
Nicotiana tabacum (common tobacco) is the source of this 723-nucleotide messenger RNA. The record is from RefSeq and is a predicted model, not a curated record. NCBI's taxonomy places the organism in Eukaryota, Viridiplantae, Streptophyta, Magnoliopsida, Solanales, Solanaceae.